Molecule: messenger RNA, 411 nt
Organism: Rhizoctonia solani
Lineage: Eukaryota; Fungi; Basidiomycota; Agaricomycetes; Cantharellales; Ceratobasidiaceae
Product: U6 snRNA-associated Sm-like protein LSm1
Exons: 4
Coding region: 1-411 (136 amino acids)
Biological process (GO): deadenylation-dependent decapping of nuclear-transcribed mRNA
Cellular component (GO): P-body; Lsm1-7-Pat1 complex
Molecular function (GO): RNA cap binding
Source: RefSeq, a predicted model, not a curated record
AUGGAUUCAUUAAUACCGUUUACAACUUCCGGCGCGUUAGUCGAAAGCGUCGAUAAGAAGAUGGUCGUUGUCCUGCGAGAUGGCCGUAAAUUGAUUGGAGUUUUGAGAUCGUAUGAUCAAUUCGCGAAUCUUGUCAUGGAAAACACACUCGAACGUAUUUACCACGGAGAUGCAUUUGCAGACAUUCGCCGAGGAGUAUAUUUGAUUCGAGGAGAGAAUGUUGUGUUGCUCGGAGAAGUAGACCUAGAUCGUGAGGACGAAGUGCCCUUGCGACCUGUUCCUAUCGAAGAAAUUGGAUACACUCAUCAACAGGAAGCAGAUAAACGCAAGCAAGUUGAACAGGCCAAGGCUCAAAUCCUUUAUGAUGAAAAGGGAUUUUCCAAAGAGGGGGGAGAAGGAGACGGGUAUUAG